AUGAUUUUUGAGAACAACUUUGUGUCGAGAGAGCUACAGAGUGGGGGUUACGACGUGGACCUGUUUGUGGACGGUCCAGACUAUGACCUGCUCUGCACCAUCUGUAGAGCUGUCCUGAGGUGUCCUGUCAGAGUGGCCUGUAACCAUGUCUUCUGCAAGACCUGCAUCCUACAGUGGCUCAGGAGGUACACUCUCUUCUCUAGACAGGAGACAUGUCCCUGCUGUAGGAACACUAUCAGUCCCAGCUUUAUGUUCGUCAUGUACAAAUUGAGUAAAACUAUCAGCCGCCUCAGGAUUAAGUGUAACAAUGAGGGAUGCUCGGCCACUUUCCCUCUGUCUGAGGAGUUCCUCCAUAGUUCCUCCUGCCAGUUCCAGAGGGUUCCAUGCCCCCACCAGGGCUGUGGUUCCUUGGUGCCCCGCUCAGCCCUGGAGGUCCACUCACAGCACUGCCAGCACUGGAGCCAGCUCUGCCCCAUGGGCUGUGGUACUCUGCUCACACAGGCCACCCAGCCCCAACACAACUGCUUCAGGCAGCUGAGGCAGCAUGUGGAGGCCCAGAGGCAGAGCCACAGAGCCAUCGCUAGCGCCCUCCGGAGAAAGAUGGGGAGAAUGCAGACGGCCAUGACACACGUCAGGAGGCAGGUGGCGCUCAUCUGUGAGAGCCUAGAGGUCAUGGGAGAGGGGGAGGGAGAAGGGGAGGAGGGUGGAGAGGUGUAUGAGGGAUAUGGAGAGGGGGAGACUACAGGGGAGAGUAACACAAGCAGCAGUAGCAGCAGCUCUUGA
Messenger RNA from Salvelinus namaycush (lake trout), 783 nucleotides. RefSeq names its product ring finger protein 151 (gene rnf151). Gene Ontology annotation, cellular component: plasma membrane signaling receptor complex. Bases 1 to 783 code for a protein of 260 amino acids. Gene Ontology annotation, biological process: protein K63-linked ubiquitination; positive regulation of JNK cascade; tumor necrosis factor-mediated signaling pathway. NCBI's taxonomy places the organism in Eukaryota, Metazoa, Chordata, Actinopteri, Salmoniformes, Salmonidae. The transcript is spliced from 5 exons. The record is from RefSeq and is a predicted model, not a curated record. Gene Ontology annotation, molecular function: zinc ion binding.